UAGGUAGCCACGGACGACGAGAUAUGUUUAGCGUAAACAAAUUGAUUCUCGUGAGAAACUGAAUUAUUUUGUGGAAAUCAAUCGCGUAUGACAGUUCUAGUUUGUGCGUAUCGGCAACAUGACAUCUCUGGAUUUAAGACAACAGAAACUUGAACAACAAAGACAAUUACUUGCACAAAAAAUGAAACAAAAACGACAAAGUGGGGCUGGUGGAAUGGUUCAAGCAUCUAAUAUAUCAAGCACUCAGCUUACAAGUCAUUCUACAAAGUGGAUGAAUCCAAACAAAGAGCUUCAUGAAGUAAGCACAGAAGGAGGUUUUUAUCGAACUUUGGAAGCUACUGAUUGUGCGGAUGAAGAAUCAUCACCUAUAGAUAUACAUUCACCUUCAGAAUCUUUACCAUGUCUUUCACCUCUUAGAGUAGCUCCAUCAGAUGGUGCUAGCACACUUAUCAAUAGAGAAAAUAAUUCCUCAAGUCCAGAAUUAGAAGGAAACGUGGAAGGGAAUAUAGAGCAUUUUGUACUACAACCAGCAAAUAAAAAAAUGCAUUAUAAGUGUAGGAUAACACGCGAUAGAAAGGGUAUGGAUCGUGGUCUCUACCCAACUUAUUUUUUACACUUAGAACGUGAUUAUGGGAAAAAGAUUUUCUUAUUGGCUGGACGCAAAAGGAAAAAAAGCACAACAAGCAACUAUUUAAUUUCUACUGAUCCUACUGACCUUUCAAGAACAGGCGAAUCUUAUAUUGGAAAAUUAAGAUCAAAUCUUCUGGGAACACAAUUUACUGUAUACGAUAACGGAUAUUCCUUAAUGAAAGAAGAUAAACGAGACGAUCGUUUUAAUCCAAGGCAAGAAUUGGCUGCAGUAAUAUACGAUACUAACGUUUUAGGAUUUAAAGGGCCACGUAAGAUGACUGUCAUUAUCCCAGGAAUGACAUCGGAUCAAAAAAGAGUUGAAAUUUGUCCACGAGACGAAUCUGAAACUCUUCUGGAACGGUGGAAAACAAAAAAUAUGGAUAAUUUAAUAGAACUACACAAUAAGACCCCUGUGUGGAAUGAUGAUACACAGUCAUAUGUACUUAAUUUCCAUGGACGUGUGACGCAAGCUUCAGUAAAAAAUUUUCAAGUAGUACAUGAUAGUGAUGUGGAUUACGUUGUUAUGCAAUUUGGCCGUGUGGCAGAAGACGUUUUCACGAUGGAUUAUAGGUUUCCAUUGUGCACGCUUCAAGCAUUUGCCAUCGCUUUAAGCAGUUUUGAUAGUAAGUUAGCUUGUGAAUAAUAUAAUUGAACAUAAAAUGAUCAUACAUUCAUGGGCGAUAAACUAUAUUGAUUAGAAGAAUUUGCAAUGGACAAUCAAUAGAUUGCAAUGAUGCUUUUGUACAAACAUAUCUGUAACAGUAACUAUUCUAUUCAAAUUUUCUGACGUAAUCAUUAUAAAUCGUGUGUUCAUGUAUGGGUACUGUUUUUAAAUACUAAAUAUAUUUCGCAUUUAAUGCUCGCACCAGGUAUUAAAAUGACAACUAUAAUUCUAUCGUUAUUGGUCCUAAUACAUCGUUCUGUAAUGUGCAUUUCGAUUUGUAUUACACAUGCAAUAUUUUAUUGUUAAUACUUCUAAUAAUAAUAUUGCUUAUUGUGAUGAAUAAUAUACAUGGUAAAGAAUUAUAAUUUGAAACAAAUUGUAUAAUUUCUAAUUUAUAUUUUAUUAAUUAUUUGUUAUCUUAUUCAGUAUCUGAAAUAUUUCAAACUAUGUUUGUGCAAUCAAAUAUCUGGUGUUUACAAGGUUGACAUUUUGGUACUAUUAUGAAGAAGUUUCUACACAAACGGUAUUUUAUAUGCUCGAAAGCAACACAUUAAACGCAGCAAUGACAUUGAUACACUGCACAACUUACUGCCUAAACAGAUGAUAAUGAAUCUUCAUAUCAAAAGUGUAUAGAGUUGUUCUUAUGCUAUACAUUUUUGCUUGAAAAGUUCAAGCACAUUCUACUAUUCAUGAUAAUUUAAAUAAUAAUGCAAUAAAUUAUGUAAGAUAAAAAAUAUUUUUUAGAACUGACAGGGAUAAAUAAUCACUUUCUUGCAAACGGAAUUCUACGUAAUUUAUUACUUUUUUGUAAAAAUGGCAAUAAUCACAAAUGACAAAUAGUUUUUAUUACAUAAUAUUGCAUCUCAUUUUAUGAAAAAUUUUUCAAUAUUUAAGUUUAAAUUUUUAAUUUUUCAAUAUUAAUAGUAAUAAUAAAUUGAAAUUGUUAUAGCGGUGUAAAAACGAUUUCUGUGUAUAAUGAUCUAUUAAAAUCUAUUGCCUAAAUGUAUCAUUUGAGAUACAUAUCAAACAUUUUUAUUUGAUAUAUAACUUAUUAAUUAAGACAUUUUAUUAUUGACAUAAAAUUCUUUAUAUUUAUAAAAGUACCAAAGAUAUGUUGAUACUAAUACAAGAUGACACUUCAAUGUUGGGUCUUUUAUAUAAUAUUAGUUAUAUAUUUCAACGUUGGGCCUUUAUGUAAUAUUAAUUACACAUUUGGGAACUGCAAAGAAAAACCUGAAAAUAUUUAUUUCAUUGUAUAAAUUAUCUAUUAAAUUCGAUAUUUAUGAGCAUGUAAAUAAUUAUGCAUUAUUUUUGUCAAAUUUACAAAAAACCAAAUUUAUUAUUAUUUGAAGAUUUAUAAGAUCAUUUAUUAGUAUGUUUUAUACAAUUGAAUGUUAGAUAUUAGAUAGACAUAGUAUUGAAUGAUUAUAGAUAAAUAAAUAUGAGAUAAAACAACAAAUAAAGAUGAGAUAAAACAACAAAAAAUGAAAUUAAACAAAUGUAAAAUUUCAAAAAUAGCGUUAUAGAAAUAUUGAAAAAAAUUUGUAACUUUAUAAAUUUUUUAUACAUCUUAAAUUUUGUUUGUGAUAAAAUAUUGCUAUUUAUAAAAAAAAUAAAUGUAUAUUUCAUCAAAGAAAGGUGCUACUUAAGGCAAAAUAAUUUAUCAAGGAAAGCAAAACUAAUUUAGAUAUUACUAUAAUUAAACAGUAUUAAUAUUAUUUAGAAUACCAAUUGGAUAUUUUAUAAGUGUAAUAUUUCAUACUGGAUUUAUUUUUUACUUCGGUAAUAUAAAUACCGAAUAGCACUUAAGAUGUGUUGGUAAUAUCUUAAUCGUGUGUAUUGUGUGUAUUUGUAUGCGUAUGCAUUAGAAAGUAAAAUGUGUAAUUAGCUUAUCACAUUUAAUGUUAUAAGUGAAAGUGUUCAAUGGGUAUUAUAUUUUCACAUCUGAAAAUAAAUACAAAUUGCAACUUUUCAUUAUUUAUUUUCGAACCUAUAACUUAAUAUAGAUUUGUAAGAAAACAAUAUAUAAUUAAUAGGUUUAUAAAACCAAAAUCAUUCUUAAUCUUUAACAUAAAAGGAAUGGGAAAUAAUUGAAGAUGAAAUACUUAUUAUCAUAAUAUUUAUUAUUAUAGAGUUUAAUAGAAAAAGAUCAUAUGAAAUUUGUACACAAAUACUAA
Heterotrigona itama is the source of this 3471-nucleotide messenger RNA. The record is from the annotation of a GenBank genome assembly. Lineage: Eukaryota; Metazoa; Arthropoda; Insecta; Hymenoptera; Apidae.